AUAGGGAAAAUCGAAGAAUACUAUUCUUGUUUGUUUGCUGGAGUUUACGUGUAUUUUUCAUCCCCAGCCAGUUUAUAAACUUGAGUAAUGUCUUCAGACGAAUCUGAUGAUGAGCCACUUGCCAGUAUAGCGGCUGCAAAGAAGCUACAUCCGGAGAAAUAUCCUGAAGUCACCAUUGAACUUUGCCAAGAUGAACCGGCCAAGAAAAAGAAGAAGAAAACCUAUCCUCAAAAGAAAAUGAAUGCUAUGACGAUUAAGAUCAACCGUGCUUUGAAGGCUGUGAUCACUCCGCCGGUUGUGGAAAGGCCUAUGGAUGUCUGGCUAUAUUUAAAAGACCUUAAUCCGACCGGACCAUACAGCUGUUUGCUUUGCCCAGAUUGGUUUAUCAAUAGAGCUAAAAUGAUUUUACACUAUGUUUUGAAUCAUAAGAAAGAUUAUUGUGGCAUAUGCAGGUAUUUUGUACCAGACAGAGAAGCUUGGCACGCCCACCUCAAGUUUCAUGUGCCCUGGCCAUGCUCCCAAUGUGUCCUAGACUUUGACACAGAAGUAGAACUCCGUCAGCACCUCAGCGCAGAACACAAUCUUGUUCACUGCCGGCUCUGCCACUUCCGAGUACCUGAUGAUGACCAGUACAACACACACUUGAUACAGAAGCACAGUGUCUCCAACUUGUCCUGUAAAGAUGAGGACACACUUUGGGAGUUUGAGUAUGAAGGCAGUAGCAAAUUCUCAUGCUUACUGUGCUCAAAAUCAAAUAAUCUAGGCACAACAUUCUUUAAUCAUUACAUGGGCUACCACCAUUACACUCUCAAAUGUCUAAGCGGUAUACUAUCAGGUAGAGAUCUGCCUUUUGUCAUCAGCGGUGCUGAUGUCAGUCCGCAAUUCAUUGAUGACCAGCUUAAAGAUCAAAGUAGAGUUGGUUACGUUGAUAUACAGAAAAAUAUUGUAGGAAACCCUAAUGAUCAUAGUGAUAACGAGUCUGAGGAUCUGCUUAAAGUGCUCAUACCAGAAAUUAAACAGGAAGCUAUUAGUGAAACAGAAGACACUGAAACACCUAAUGAGGAAAAGCCUAAAGAAAAAAUAAAGAUUGUCAGAGAUGAGAAUGAUAUUGGAAAUACCUAUAAAGGUGAUGAAGACUUUGAUGUAACAUUAACAGAGCUUAUUAUACUACAGAAAUGCUACUUUGAGUAUGUAAACAGAACUUUAAAUGACAUAAAUUCCAAUCUAGUACCUGAAGUCUCUGACAUCGACUAUUCUACGGCGCAACCUGAUGUUCCAAAUGAUAUGACUUGCUCUCUAUGUAAAAAUAAGUGUGAUAAUAUACAGGUGUUUAUGACUCAUAUGAUUAAAAAUCAUUUUAUGAAAGUAGCACCAAUAUUUUCUUGUAGGGUGUGUACAGCUACGUUUGAAAGUCAGACUGAGUUGGAUAACCAUACAACUGAGGAGCAAGGUGAUUUUGAGGAUCUCUGGAUAUGUCAGUUCUGUGACAAAGAAUUUGACAAUAGAGAGGAUACGAGAAAACAUUUAAACGAACACUCAGAGGUUAUGGAGCUUGACAACUGUUUUAGUCCACAUUUGGGCUUCAAGUGCAAGUAUUGCUCGACUCUAUUCUGGAAUGAGAUAGAUAGAGAGACGCAUGAGGUGCGCACACAUUUCAGCCAGUAUACAGAUCAGUAUUACAAGUGUGAGGAUUGUUUGGAAACAUUCAGUGAUAAGGUUUUCUACAUCCACCACUACAUGGAAAAGCACAGCACCCCCGACUCCCCCACAUACAUGCUGAAGUGCUGUGUGUGCUGCAUCGUCCGUCCCAGCAUUGAGGAGAUGAGGAUGCACUUUAUGAAGAAACAUCCGGAUGCGAGGAAAAUAUACUGUUCGUUGGAUUCUUGUCAGUAUCGCCCGCUGAGCCAUAGGAAGUCGUUUAAGUUUCAUUUGAGAUCUGUCCACGAUCCCGCAGUGCGUCCGCAGGUCCCUGCUACUUGCACCGUUUGCGGUCGCGACUUUGUGAGCACUCGCGCUCUCGGCGCUCACAUGGCGCAUGUUCAUGAAGGCCCGGGCAAGUUCAAAUGUAAGCUGUGUGGGGAAGUCAUGCAUACACUGGAUGAGAGAAAACUUCACUACCUCAUCCGGCAUCCAGGCCGCCAUCCGUACGAGUGCGCAGAAUGUGGAAAAUCCUUCCAAUACAAGUCGUCUCUAUACAUGCACAAGCAGGAACAUUCGCCCAUCAAGCAGAGCUUCACUUGCACCUACUGCUCUAAAGUGUUCGCGAAACGUGACUCCUUCCGCGAGCAUCUACAAAUCCACGAAGGGCCUCGUCACGCCUGUUCCUACUGCCCUAUGCGUUUCGUACAACGUUCGAAUAUGCUCCGACAUGAACGGAGGCAUACCGGAGAACGACCGUAUGCCUGCCAACAUUGUCCGAGAACGUUUUCUGAUAAGGGAGCUUGCAAUUCACAUUCUAGAACACAUUCCAAGGAGACGUCAUACGCUUGCAUCUAUUGUGGACAGACUUUCGUUCAGAAAUCGAAGCUCACGUACCACAUACGAAAACAUACCGGAGAAAAUUUAGAAACGUGUUCGAUAUGUUCGAAGCUGUUCACAAGCGCUUGCUCCUUGCGCGAGCACAUGAAAAUACACGAAGCCAAGAAAAAAGGAGCGAUUCAGUGCCCGCUUUGUGAAAGGAAAUACAAAGACGAGCGUUACAUGCUACGUCAUCUCCGGACUUCACACACUAGUGCUUCGUUCUCGUGCCCCCUGUGUGGCAAGAACCUAACCAGUAUGGUGGGCUUACGACACCAUGUACUCACUCAUAGUGACAUUAAUACUUUCCGGUGUAAAUGCUGCCCAAAAUCCUACGCCGUGAAGCGUUCCCUUGUCAAGCACCUCAGAAAACGCCACGGCCUCAAAGGCCCAGAAGUCAAUAUAAAAGACUACUACAAACGCAUCGACCCUCACGAUUGCAACCUAGGCUUAGACGACGAAGCUAUGAUCAAGAUAUUCGGGCCACCUAAGAAAACUAUGACCGAUAUUCUAAUAGGCGACUUUGUCACACUCACUAAUAACCUAACUGGCAAUCAGGAUAUGCAGAACAAUGAUUAUGAUGAAAAUGAUGACACGAAUGAUGAAGAUGAUAAUGAUGGGAAAGAUUCUGAUGAGAAUGAAAAUGAAAAUGUGACGGAAGAAAUGAGUAGUGUUAUUAUUAAAACUGAAAAGAAUGAUGAGGAUGAAGUGGAGCCGACUGAUUUUGUUAGCGUCAAAAUUGAGCCGAUGUAUGAUGAUGAAGCAUCGGAGUAAAUAAAAUAAUUAUCCUUGCAAAGCCCACUGUCCAUAACAAUGUACAAUCCGUUUCAAUCUAACUAGAACCCUAUAAGAACCAAAUAAAGUAGUAUUUUUUGUGUCUCUGAUUUCAAAAACAUAUUCAAUGUCCCACUUUAAAAGCUUCACAUAAAAAAUAAGAAUAGUUUGUAUGGUGGAAUUGGUGGGUAAUAAAACGUUAAAUAGAGGGAGAAAGGAAAGUUCUUUCUUUAUAGUCCGUUUAGUUAGUAGGUAUUUUAGUAGGCGUUAGCUGCAGUAGGCAGUUAGUUUAGGAUUUAAGUAUAAUAUAAUAAAUGUUGUAUAUCUUCAAUAUCUUGUACUGUAUAUUUUGGUUACAUUUAUUUUAGCUUUAUAUCUUAAAUAUUUCGAGUGUUAUUUUAUAAAGUAAACAGUUUUAUUCUAUCUUAUGUUAUAGUUUAUAAUUCUGGUAAGGUGCAUUUUUUUUAUAGUAAAAAUUUAAUUUGUGGAAUAUUAUAGUAAUAGACUCUCAAUAUUGGAUGUUUUCCUAGUUAAUUCGUAGUAGUAAGUAUUUGUAGAUAUAAGAGCAACAUUAUAUCUUCCUUUACAAUAGGA
This is a messenger RNA of Leguminivora glycinivorella, 3885 nucleotides long. RefSeq names its product zinc finger protein 33B-like. Gene Ontology annotation, molecular function: DNA-binding transcription factor activity, RNA polymerase II-specific; RNA polymerase II transcription regulatory region sequence-specific DNA binding. The transcript is spliced from 10 exons. The coding region runs from base 88 to 3291 and encodes 1067 amino acids. The record is from RefSeq and is a predicted model, not a curated record. Lineage: Eukaryota; Metazoa; Arthropoda; Insecta; Lepidoptera; Tortricidae. Gene Ontology annotation, biological process: regulation of transcription by RNA polymerase II. Gene Ontology annotation, cellular component: nucleus.